Molecule: messenger RNA, 2017 nt
Organism: Manihot esculenta (cassava)
Lineage: Eukaryota; Viridiplantae; Streptophyta; Magnoliopsida; Malpighiales; Euphorbiaceae
Product: dof zinc finger protein DOF4.6
Exons: 2
Coding region: 217-1080 (287 amino acids)
Biological process (GO): regulation of DNA-templated transcription
Molecular function (GO): DNA-binding transcription factor activity; DNA binding
Source: RefSeq, a predicted model, not a curated record
GGAAGGGGAUAUUAUAAUUAGAGGCCUCUCUCUCUCUCUCUCUCUCUCUGGCGUCUACAUACCCACACAACUCAUAAAGCAAGGUGGUACACACGCAUAGAGCUUCCACUCAAAACCAUUCCAAACAUUCCUUCUUGCUUUUGAAACCCCCCCACCCCCAAAAAAAAGUGUGUUUUUAUUUCUCCUUCUUUUUAUCAACCUUCCUCAGUUUCAUCCAUGGAUACUGCUCAGUGGCCACAGGAGAUAAUGGUGAAACCAAUAGAAGAGAUAGUCACAAAUACAUGCCCGAAGCCUGCAGCAGCAGCUUUGGAGAGGAAAGCGAGACCUCAAAAAGAGCAAGCUUUGAACUGUCCAAGGUGCAAUUCAACCAACACCAAGUUCUGCUACUACAACAACUACAGUCUCACUCAGCCUAGAUACUUCUGCAAGACUUGUAGAAGGUAUUGGACUGAAGGUGGUUCUCUCAGAAAUAUUCCUGUCGGUGGUGGCUCCAGAAAGAACAAGAGAUCAGCUUCGGCUACUUCUUCAUCUUCUUCCUCCUCUUCGUCUAAGAAACUUCCUGAUCUUGUUACACCUUCAAGAUUGUCCCAGUCUUCUACUCAAAACCCUAAGAUCCAUCAAGGCCAAGAUCUCAACCUUGCUUUCCCAUCUACUCCAGGUAUAACAAGUUUUUCUGAAUUAAUUCAACUGCCUAAUAUUGAAACCAACAACAAGAACAACCAAAUCUCUACUUCUUCUACAUCCACUGCAUCGCAACUUUCAGCUUUGGAGCUGCUAACUGGAAUCUCUUCAAGGGGUCUGAAUUCUUUCAUGCCUAUGCCAGUUCAAGAUCCAAACUCAGUUUACACAUCAGGGUUUUCUCUUCAAGAUUUCAAACCAACCUUGAAUUUCUCUCUUGAUGGGCUUGGAAGUGGUUAUGGUAAUCUCCAGGGGGUUCAAGAGGCUGGUGGGAGGCUUUUGUUUCCAUUUGAAGAUCUAAAGCAAGUCUCAAGCACAUCUGAUAUUGAGCAGAAUAGAGAGCCGGGAGAUUCAGCUGGAUAUUGGACUGGAAUGUUGGGUGGAGGUGGAGGAUCAUGGUAAGCUACACAGUUGAAGAAAAUAAUUAAUAUGGGUGGGUCUUAUUUUACUUUGGAUUUUUUAAAAGAAACUUUUUAUUAAUUUGGGUGACCUGUUUGGAUUUCUUCAUUACUAACAGAUAGGAUACAUGGGUUUCUCUAUAUUUGCUUUGUGAUUUUAAUCUCAAUUAUCUUCUUUACUAUGUUAAUUGAACUCUGGAGGUUUGAAGCUUCUUUUAGAUUGGCUUCAUUUUAAGGGGGAAAUGGGGUUUGUAUAAGACAAAAGAAGAAGAAGAAGAAGAAGAAGGAAGAAGAAGAAUAGAUCAAGCUAAGCCCAGAAUUUUUUUUAGGGUAUGCAACGAGUAGAAGAGGUCAUGAACUACACAUGCCCUUAACUUCAUAUCAUGUCUCUUCCAUCUCACGAAAUCAAGAGCUAGCAGGAAAGCUUACCCAUCUAGCUAUUACGUGUCAUUGGUUAUAGCUUGGUAUUAAAAAAAAAAAGACGAAAUAAUGUAUGAUGUGAAAAUUUGUAAGAAGUUCUAUGGAUGAAAGGCUUUGUUCAUUAUUAGUUUCUUUCAAUUUCUCAGACAUGUUAAUUAGUAUAUAUAUAUAUAAUUACUAUGUUAAUACAUAUUCUUGUAACCUCGUCAGAUAUAUUUCCAAUGGUGGCUUUGAACUAUUCCUUUUCCCCUCCUCUCCUGUUCUUUUUUGAAUAUUUGUAAACAGGCUCUGAGCAUACAUGGUGUCAUCAGGACUCAGAUUUUUACAGACAUUAGAAGCAAAUCAUGGAGCAGGUGGGAGAAUUGGAGAUCAUGAUGAACCAGGUAGCAUAAUCUCACGGCUAAAACUGAAAGCCUCACCUACUGACUUCCAUAUCCAAGCACUCUUCAAAACACAGUCACAUUGCCCAUUUUUCCCCGAGUGAUCAUUGAUCCCAGGCCACCUUCUAUUUUUUUUUUUUU